Molecule: messenger RNA, 818 nt
Organism: Brassicogethes aeneus
Lineage: Eukaryota; Metazoa; Arthropoda; Insecta; Coleoptera; Nitidulidae
Source: the annotation of a GenBank genome assembly
ACUUAUUCACAAUGUGUGGUUUUGAACGUUGGGUAGGAAAAGUAGCAAUAGUUACUGGUGCUAGUUCGGGCAUUGGAGCAGAUAUUGCUAAAGAAUUAGUCAAAAAGGGAUUAAAGGUUGUGGGCCUUGCUAGAAGAAGCGAGAGAAUAACAGAACUGGCCGGAACUCUAACAAAUGAACCUGGUAAGCUAUACUCAGUAAAAUGUGACGUUUCAAAAGAAGAAGACGUCCUCAGUGCGUUUAAGUGGGUAAAGGAAAACGUGGGCUUAGUCCACAUUCUUAUUAACAACGCCGGCCUUAUUCAAGGCACAAACCUAAUCGAAGGAGAUGUCCAAAAAUGGAAAACAACUUUUGAUGUUAACGUACUUGGACUAUUGAUUUGUACCAGAGAAGCUGUCAAAGUAAUGAAAGAAUAUAAAAUCGAUGGGCAUAUUGUAAAUAUUAACAGUGUUGCCGGCCAUUAUCAUUAUUAUUCUCCAGCUUUAAAUGUUUAUCCAGCUACUAAGCAUGCUGUUACCAAUCUAACGGAAUCACUAAGAAAGGAGUUUAAUGCCAAUGAUCUAAAAAUUAAAGUUACUAGUGUAAGUCCCGGUGCAGUAGAGACGGAAAUCGGUGGCGAUACUCAAUGGACUCUAAAAAAUAUACCAAUUUUAAAUCCAGAAGAUAUUUCUGAAGGAAUUAUUUAUGCCCUUUCUACAAAACCACAUGUGCAGGUACAUGAACUUAUGAUUCGUCCUGUAGGGGAACAAUGGUAAAUAAUUUGAAGAAAAUGAUUAUUUUCGUAAUUUAUUAAAAUAACAUCAUAGUAUUUAUCAUAA